Molecule: messenger RNA, 4952 nt
Organism: Paramecium sonneborni
Lineage: Eukaryota; Ciliophora; Oligohymenophorea; Peniculida; Parameciidae
Source: the annotation of a GenBank genome assembly
AUGUCAUUAAGUUUAAGUGAUUUCAUCAAUCAAUCAUUGGAUAAAAUAAAAAAAGCAAUUACUAAAAAAUAGUUUGAAUUGAAAUAAUCAAUUGAAGAGGUCUAAUGUAAUUUAUAAUAGUUAUUAAAAAGAGCUUAAAGAUUGUUUUGAUGCUAAUCAUUUAAUAAAAGUGUAUUAAUAAUGCAUAGAAUCAAAAUAGGUAAAAUUGAUAGAGUUUGCAUUGUUUGAUUUAAAAGUAUUAAAUGUAUUAAGAAUAGAAUUUAGUAGAAUAAGGUUUUAUAGCUGGAGAAUAAUAAUUAGGAGAUAAAAGGGCAAUAGAAGUGAUUUUAGAUAUAGUUAUCUCAUGUCAAUAGGAAAAAGAGGAAACAGUGUAAAUACAUAUGAUUAAAACAAUACAAGCAAUUAUGACUAAUAGAAAACUUCAUAUAUAUGGAGAAUAGACAACUAAAGUAUUUUAAUUGUUAAUCAAUUUACAUUCAGGUAUAUGAAUUAUUAAACUUUUAGUUUCUAAAAUUUCAAUUAUAGUAAAUACUAGUAAAGAAGCAUGUUAGAAAAUAGUCAGUACAUAUUUCUAAAGAUUGGAAGAUUUUGGAAUUUUAACAGAAGAAGAAUUUCAAUAAGCAAUUUAGAAAUAAGGAAAUCAAGGAUCAUUGGUAUUAGGUAAAUGUAGAGCAAUGGUUAAUGCUGAAUAAUAUAUGAGAUCACUUAUGACAUCAUUAGUGGAUGAAGUUUAGAUAUAUACAGAAAGAAAAUAAAUAUAUGAUAGACAAUUAGAAGAUCUAAGUUAAAUGAAAGUUAUUGAUUUAAAUUUACAUGAACCUAAUUUACGUAAUGUAACAGUUGAAAAAAACUAGAUCUAAGUUUAAGUUACCAAUGAACAAAAUAUAAAAAAUGGAAAAUUUGGAUGGUGUGUAGUAUGUAGAAAAUAAGCAUCACAAUAUUGUAAAGACACUAAAGUAGCUGUUUGUAGUAAGGAAUGCAAAUUCAUACAUCUCAAUUAGAUGUCCAAUUUCUCUUAAUGUUAUCAACAUUCCAAUAAUAGUGAAUUAUACUGUAAAGAUGCUUUUGAUAUUAUGGACAUGUUAUGCUAAUUAAGUUAAAAAGACAAUAUGAAUCCAUAAUUACACUAAAUUAUUAUUAAGUGUAAAAUCCUUUCACUUGAAUUAAUCUAUGAAGCCUUAGUAUAAAGUGAUACUAUUUUAUAAAAUAAGCCAAAAUUAAUUUAAAUCUUAAAAGAAUAAUUAUUAGAAUCUCUUUUAAAGAACUCUCUCUCCACAGAGAAACAACUACUUAUUUUGACUCUUAAUAUCUUUAUACAAUUAAUUUGGAAGGUAAGAAGUCAUCUUAAAAAAGAAUUAGAAGCCUUAAUUGAAAAUGUUUAUUUUAAAUUUUUAGAUAGUAGCAACAGUUCCUUUGAUCAUAAAUAAUAUACACUUAAAGUUUUUAAUAAAAUUAUGACCAAACCAAAAGUUGUUAUCGAAAUCUUUGUUAAUUAUGAUUGUUCAUUAGGAUAAAACAAUCUUCUUAAAAAGAUUUUAGAUAUGUAAUGCAGAAUCAUCUAAGGUAGAUUUAGUAAAUAAGAAUUUUAAGCUUCAAUUUCUUAAAAUUAAGAAACAUACUUAAAAUCCUUAUGUUUAGAUAACUAUUAUGGUUAUAUCAAAUGUCUUAAAGAAUUUUGUGAAUAGAAUGAAGAUCAAUAAAAUUUUAUAUAAGUCUAAUAACUUGAAGAUUAAGAAGAUACAACCAUUCAAUAAUAAUAAUUAUCACAAGAUCCAUUAGAGAAAUAAAAAUAAAUGAAAUUAGAAAUGAAUAAAGCAGUAGACAAGUUUAAUUUCAAACCUGAACAUUGUAUAAAACAUUUAAUUGCUUGUUAAUUUAUGGAAACUAGAGAUGCUAAAUUAUUUGCUUAAUUUCUAUGGGAAAAUCGAGAUUUAAACAAAGAUAAAUUAGGUGAAUUAUUUGGUUGUUCAAGUGAAUUCAAUUAAUAAGUAUUUCAACAAUAUAUUGAUUUUAUGAAUUUUAAGGAUUUAUAAAUAGAUGAAGGUUUAAGAUAUAUGCUUGAAUUUUUCACAUUACCUGGAGAAUCUUAAUAAAUUGAUAGAAUUAUGGAAAAGUUUGCCUCUAAAUAUUGUAUAGAUAAUCCUGGAAUUUAUUAAUCUGCUUAAGCUGCUUAUACACUUUCCUAUUUAUUAAUGAUGUUAUAAACAGAUUUACAUAAUGAAAAAAACUUAGAUAAAAUGACAGUUCCUUAAUUUAUUAAUUUAGCAAAAGGUAUUAAUGAUGGCGAGAAUCUUGCAUAAGAUUUAUUACUUGGAUUUUAUUAAAGAAUCUAAAAAACACCUCUUGCUUUACAUGCUAAAGAAUAAGCUAAGAGAGCACUAGAAUAGGCUAAUUAAGUAGAUUAAAGAAAGAGACAUGCAAUGUUGGCAAAAGAAGCUGAAGAAUCAUUAAAAAAAUGGUUUAAAGAACAUUCAAAUUAAGAUGCUUAUUUUUAUGCUAAUUCAAUUGAUCAUGUUAAAUCAUUAUUAUAAUAAACUUGGAGUGCUAUUUUUGCUUCAAUUAGUGUAUUUUUAGAAUAGACUGAAGAUUAACAAUAAAUUUAGUUAUGUUUUGAAACUAUUCAAUCUUUCAUUUAAUUGAUGGGUAGAUUUGACUUAGAUGAAGAAAAAGAUACUUUCAUUAGUUUCUUAUAAAGGUAUUGUACAGGUAUCCCAAAUUCAUAUAGAUAAAUAUUGGGUGUUUAAGCCUUAAUAAAAACAACUAUCUAAUCUGGGUAAUAUUUACGUAAAAGUUGGAAAAUUGCUUUACAAUUAGUUUCAAAGUUAGAAACUUUGCAUUAAGUUGUUAAAAAAAUAAAAGUGGACAGUCCUUAAAAGGAAAGUUAUAAUUAAGAAGAUAUUCAAAAUAUUGAAAGAUUAUUUUAAUCUAUAUCAUAUGAUUAAAUUGAUAAGAUAUUCAAUUUAUCUAUUAAUUUAGAUUCAAAUUCAAUUUUAGAAUUUAUUAGAGCCUUGUGUGAAUUAUCAAAAGAAGAAAUAAAACAAAAUAGAACAUUUUUAUUAAGCAGAAUGAUUGAAGUUGCUGAUUUUAACAUGAAUAGAAUUAAAAUUAUUUGGUCAAAAAUGUGGGAAAUAAUGAGAGAACAUUUUUUAGAAGUUGGAUGCCAUAAAAAUGUUGAUUUAGCAAUUUAUGCUAUAGAUUAAUUAAAAUAACUUAGUUGCAAGUUUUUACAAUAGCCUGAAUUAGCAAAUUAUCAUUUCUAAAAGGAAUUUCUAAUGCCUUUUGAAUAGAUUUUCAGUCAUAGUCAAGCUCAAUAAUAAUAUAAAAUUUAAUUAAGAGAAUAUUUAUUAUCAUGCAUGUGUAUGAUAACUAAUGUUUGUUUUAAUUCAUUAAAAAGUGGGUGGAAAAUUAUUAUGAGUAUUGUAAAUUAAGCUCUUUAAGAAGAUUAAUAAUAACUUAUAAGAUUAUGUGUUUAGAUAACUGAUAAAAUAAUGGAAGAUGUUAAUAAUUAAUAAGUUAAUCAAGAAAUUUAUAUGGAAUUAAUUUAAGCAUUAAUAAAAUUAACUAAAAAUAAAGACAUAAACAUAGUUGAUAAUGCUAUUAAAUAAUUAAAAUCAUUAGUUGAUCAUAUAGCUUUAAUAAAAAAAAAUGAUAAUAAAUUCUUGGAUUCUUUGUGGAUUCCUGUCUUGUCAUCAUUAUCUAUUUUAUAUAGUGAUGAGAGAGUUGCUGUUUAAUAAUUAAGUGCUUAAACUCUAUUUGAUUUACUUUAAAAACAUGGCGUUAAUUAAUCUAAUGAAUUUUGGAAAAUGAUAUUGAGAGGAGUUAUAAGACCAUUAUUCGAUGAAAUACAAUUUUCAAAAUUAUAAUAUACAAAAUAAUAAUAAUAAUCCAAGAAAUAUAUUAAUUCAACAUGCAAAAUCACCUUUUAAUUAUUUACAGAUUUGGUAAUAUCGCAUAUUUAAUAAAUGUAACUUUGUUUGAAUGAUUUAAUUGAAAUAUAUAUUCAAUUGGUUUUAUAAACUCAAGAUGUAAAAAUUAAUAUUAUUUAUAGCACAUUUCUAUCUUAUGUCUUUAAUCACUAAAAAAGAUAAUAUAAAAUGCUGGUUAGUCAUUUAAAGAAGAUAAUUGGAAUAUGUUAAUAGAAUAGAUUCAACAUUUAUUAUAACAAUGUUCUCCAACAGAAUUAUUUGAGGCAUUUAAUUUAGAUGAAGAUUUUUAAAAACCUUUAGAAGAACUAUUAAAGGAAGAGAUAAAACCAAAAAAAUUGAGUUUUAAAAUAAAUUCAUCAGAAUGUUCAUCGAAAUAAUCAAUUCAAGAAAAAUGUUUGGAAAUUUUAGAAGUUUAAGUGACUUAAUUUAAAGAUUAGAUAACUUAACAAAAUAAAUAAAUAAUUUUGUAAGUGUUUUAGGAAUAGUAUUAAAAAUGUAGAAAAUUUAACACUAAUUUAUAUAUGAGAUAUUUUUUAGAAUAAUGGACUGGAUAAUGGAAUUCUGUAAAGAGAAAUUCUUAAGAUUUUGAUGAUUUAGAUAACAAUUUCACAAGUUAAAGCAAACAGUUAAAUUUUAUAAAUAUUGAAUUUUUAUCAGCUAAAGUGAUAGUUUCUCUGAGUAAUGACCCUUUGUCUUUUAUUGAAUCAUUAAUAUAAAGAUUUCUUGAUGCUUAUCAUGGAUUUUCAUAACCAUUGCAUAGAUAAGAUACAUUAAAUGGUAAUUUAGAAUAAUUAAGACAUCUUGAAUCUUAAAUUGUCAUUAGUAGAUUUCAUAUAUUAUUUAUGGAAACUGUAUUCCCAUAAUUAAAAUAGAAUUUGAAAUCCAAAGUUGUUAGCAAAUGGCUUAUUUAAUUAUUAAAAGCUGGACUCAAUGUUUCAGGGGUUGAAAAUAAAGAAUACAAUUAAGUUUUAGUAUAAUUAUUGGAGGAAAUUAUAAAUUGUGAGAAUAAUGUAUUUUGAAUCUAUG